AUGUUAAAUAUAUUUAAGAAUGCAUUCUCCAAGAAACAGAAACAAGAUUCUCAAAUUAUUCAAUUUGAAUAGUUUGAUCAACAUUAAUUGGAAGAACCUGAAGUAGAUAAUCACUUACCUUUUGAUUUUUAAAUCAUUGAUGAAGAAGCAAUGAAAAUUAUUGAAUAAGAGUAUGAUAAUAAAUAGCAGGAUCAACCAUUAAACUUAGAAGAGCAAUAAUUUGAAGAAGAUCUUAUUGAUUAUGAAGUGAAAGUUAAUGAUUCAUUAUAUGGAAUGGCAAUCAAAUUUAAUGUUUGUGAAGACUACAUCAUGAGAAUCAAUAAUUUAUCAAGUGAUUUAAUAUUCCAAGGUUAAAUCAUAAAAAUACCCAAGAAGGAUGAGAAGACAUUUCCAUUUGUUCACAUUCAAGAAUAAAAGGAAUAAUUAGAGUAUUUAUGGAAUCCUGAGGCUAAAUCAUUAAGAUGUAAUUUUGAUCAUAAUUAUUACUAGUUGAUGUAAUGUAUUGUAAUAAUAUAUAAAAUGUCUAAGGAUAAUUGAAUCUGGCAUCUGACUUAAUCCUUUUUAAUCCAAUUCAAUAAGAUCAUCUAGAAGAUAGUCAUUAGAAAUUAAGAUUCCAGGCUUGUAUCUCAAUGAGUGAUAUAAAUGAAGCAGUUUAUUACGUUUUACCUAAUAAAUAUGGCCAUUUAGAUUAUAUUGUGCAAAUAAUGCUAUCAGGGAUAGGCAAGCCAAAAUUUGAGAAGAAACACAGAAAACAAUAAGUCACGCUUAAAGAGUAAAAACAAACCAUUGCUACAGUGUUUUUUAGAGUAAGGAAUUUUAAAAUUACAAAAUUAGCAUGCUGAAAGAGACUAUGUAGGGAAGUUGUAUGCGGAAGAAAUCAAAAAGGAAAAUUGCAUUACCAUGGCCAGAUUUAUCACUGAAGCCUGUUCAAAUUAUACAGGAGUUGUAGAAUUAACUCAAUUGCCAUUUGUAGAUUUCAUUUAGGAUCCUGCUUAAAAAUAGAAUUUAAAUGUGGAUUUAGAUGAAAUCUAAGAUGUUAUUGGACAGCCUAUGGGCAGUAAAUUCAUUAAAAAUUAAUAGAUUUAUGGGCUAGUUUGGAAUAUGUUCCAAUUUUGAAAGGAAACUCCAAUUGCUUUACUAAUACAACGUUUAAAUAUGUCAUCUAAUCUAUACCUGCUAUAUAUAGAUUAGCUAAUUGGAGUAAGCUUUACGAUAUUGAUAUUGAUGGAUCCAGUUAUCAUAAUAUGCUUCAGUAAAUUAGAUAAAUAUUCCCCAUGUUAUUAAUAAUCAAAGAUUUUGAUCUUAAUAUUUUUGGUGUUUACAUUUCAAGUGAAAUUCAUAAGUACUCCCAAGGUUUUAAUGGCAAUGGUGAAACCUUUUUAUUCAAUGUCGAUUCAAGAGUAUAAUGAUAAUUAUAUUAUUUAAGCAAGAUGAAAUUGUGACAUUUGUUUGGACUGAAAAAAAUAGAGAUUUUGUAUUUUGCGAUGAAUCUGGUAUAGGAAUAGGAUGUGGAGAUAAAUUUGGGCUCUUUAUAGAUUAAAGUCUUUCAUUUGGAUAUUCUAACCCUUGUUCGACUUUUGACAACCCAAGAUUAUCUAAUGAAGAGAAAUUUGGAAUAAUGCAUAUGGAAGUAUGGGCUAUUGAGCAAUAAUGAG
Molecule: messenger RNA, 1655 nt
Organism: Paramecium octaurelia
Lineage: Eukaryota; Ciliophora; Oligohymenophorea; Peniculida; Parameciidae
Source: the annotation of a GenBank genome assembly